UUAUUUAUUGCAUUCCAGAGCUGACCAAGACACAAACAAAGCCAAAAUGAAGUUCAUCAUUGGCAUUGGAGGAGUGACCAACGGUGGGAAGACCACUUUGACAAAUAGACUAAUAAAGACAUUACCCAACUGUUGUGUGGUGCACCAGGAUGACUUUUUCAAGAAACCCGAUCAAAUAGAAGUCGGGGAGGACGGCUUUAGACAGUGGGAUGUGAUCGACGCCAUGGACAUGGAGGCGAUGGUCAACACGGUGAAAGGCUGGCAGGAGAACCCGGUCAAGUUUGCCCGCUCACACGGAGUCAGCGUGUCACGUAUAGCUGAGGAAUCCGACUCGGAGGAGGGGAUCCAUAUUCUCAUCGUGGAGGGGUUCCUCAUCUACAACUACAAGCCUCUAAUUGACAUCUACGACAAAUGUUUCUACAUUUCCGUUCCCUAUGAGGAGUGCAAGAAGAGGAGAAGUACAAGGACAUACACACUCCCUGACCCCCCUGGUCUGUUUGAUGGCCACGUCUGGCCCAUGUACUUGAGACACAGGAAAGAGAUGGAGAACAACUGUGACAGAAUAGAGUACCUUGACGGGAUGGCAUCAAAGGAAGAUAUCUACAACAAAGUGCAUGAAAGUGUUCAGAACACCCUACUGAACAAUUCAUAGGACGGGGACAACAAUGGAUUUGUGUACAGACUUGUAAAUAUAACUUUGCCUAAAUGGGUAACAUCCAGUUCUGCACUUCUAGCCUAAUUUGUAAAUAGUUAAUCCUGUAACUUAUUAAGAACUGAAGGCAGAAUCAUUGUGUUUUGUAUAGUCCUGUGUCAUUUUUUCUAAA
Anoplopoma fimbria (sablefish) is the source of this 824-nucleotide messenger RNA. Its product is annotated as nicotinamide riboside kinase 2-like. The transcript has 8 exons. NCBI's taxonomy places the organism in Eukaryota, Metazoa, Chordata, Actinopteri, Perciformes, Anoplopomatidae. The record is from RefSeq and is a predicted model, not a curated record. Bases 47 to 652 code for a protein of 201 amino acids. Gene Ontology annotation, cellular component: cytoplasm.